GUUGGGCAUGGCCAUCAGGCUCUGCUCCAACAUAAGUACUUUUUAACAAACAAAUCAUAAAACAUGGACAUGAUAAAUCAUUAUAAAAAAAAAAACACCUUAGAUUGGAGAUUAGGUCAGAGGAUCUUAUGAAAGUAUAAAACUGGUUGAUGGAUCAAGAGAAUUUAAAGGGAUACUAUAGUCACCAGGGCCAGAACCAUAAUCCCCUCUAUGACUCCCCAUGGGAAAGCAUUGGAUUGGCCAGACAAGAUCGGCAGCCACAGCUAGAGGGGAGCAGCGAGGGUUAAAUGUAAGUACAUAUUAUUUUUGUUUUGGGGGAGGAGGGAGAGAGAAGUGUACAGGUUUGCAUUUUUAUUUUUAGUAUUCCUUUAAUGAUAUUUAUUUUAGCUCAGUAGAUCAUUACUCUUCUCGUCAAAUUAAAUUAAAAGGUAUUUCUAAAAUUAAGAUGGAAAGUCAUCGUUUUAUUUAAACCACACAGAUUACUUCCAUUAAUGUCAGAUUAAGUAAUUAGAUUUGUAUUCAGUUUAGUGAAUUAGCCACAAAUCAAUGUUUAUAAGACAUGGGAAGUAAGAUACAUUUCCACAAACCCUGAUGUUUUGCAGUGUUUGUUUGAACAAUAAGAUCGUCUCACUCAAAAUGGAUUCAGUUUAGAUCUAGGUUCUACAACACUCCCAACACAAUACACUGGAUAUCUGUCUCAUAUUACACAGGUGUAGUAACUGGAGAGAUUGGGGAUGGAUCAUUUUUCUUAAGGUGGCUGAGAGGGAUUUAGUUAAAGGGACACUCCAGGCAUCAAUACGACUUGAAUGCAUUUGGUAGAUUUUGGCCUUUAAUAAUAAGCUGUGUUGUUUUUUUGCAUUCUCAAAUCUUUGUUUUUUUGUUCACACAUUUUUUUACAAUUUUCUUUUUUGCAGAAUGAGGAAACCUAAACCUCUCUCCUUACCCAAGCCCCCUCCACUUUAGAAAUCAAAGGUAUGCAGACAGUCUCAGCCCUAACCGCACAGAGUAAGUGGCUUUUAAUUCACAACCUGUCUGCAGACAGUCAGAGAGACUGCAGACACUCAGUAAUAUCCUCACCGUAUGUCCCCCUGGGUUCCUCUUCCUCUACUGUCAGUGGCUGUGCUGUGUACAUUCCUUUUUGAUAAGGAAGUCUUUAAAACAGUAACCUAACAAUUUAAAGUAGUAUCGGUGCCCGGAGUGUCCCUUUAAGGGAUUCAUUGACAGUUGGAGUUGGGAGGACCUGAUGGGAGACUGUGAUGAUAAAGUCGACAAGUACAGAGUUCCCUAGAAUUUAAACUGCACAAAAUAAUGGAACACUGUAUGAGAAUCUGGGACUCCUGCUUGGAUUGCAAAAUGUUCUAAUUUCUCUUUUUUCACAUUCCACAGUUAUUCACUAAAGUGUUAAAUUCUGGGCAUUCAAACAGCGUUAUUUAGCAAACUGAGAAUUUUGGGGAAUGCAAAGAGAAUUUCAGACCAAAUUAGCCGAACUCUAAGCAUUGCUGACUUGGAGAAUCUUCCAAUUCAGAUACAGUAUCUGGGCCUUAGAUUUUAGAUUCACUUGAUUCUCUUUGAAUUCCCGAUAAUUCGCUUUAGUAAAUAACUCUGAAAGUGAACUCAAAGUAAAUUCCAAAUUUAAGGCCAAUAUAUCUGAAUUCGAAUAUUUCUGCAGGUCAACUCUUUUUUUUAACUACUUUAGCCUAAAAUGUGAAAAUCACUUGACUCUAACGCAGUAAGAAUGAAUGUGGUAUUUCGGCUGCCUGGCGCAGUAAUGGCUGGUCCUGGCACAGUCGCAGAGUGGGUGUGGGAGUGGGUGUGAGUGUGUAAUUUAUUCUCCAACAGGGAACAAGCGGUCACUAGAGGGAGUUUCUUCUAGCUAUUUUUCUUACACAACCAGCUUCUCUGUGUUGGUAUAAAGCAGCUGCUGUCAUUCAACACUCUCACAAUAGCAGAAUCUGCUCUCAGACAUGUUAACCUCUGCAUCCCUGCGCUGCUGGCCUACUCUAGGCAGGAGAAGGGUCUUCUUCCUGCUGCAGACAUGCAGGGUGACUGGGACCCAGACAAGGACCAUAGCCAGGGCUGCAGCUGAGGUAGCAGAGGGGGACAAGAGAUUAAAAACCUUUGAAGAUCUGCCUGGCCCCUCUGUGCUGCAGAGCAUAUACUGGGUCCUGCUGAGAGGAUACAUUCUACACUCACAUGAGUUACAAGUAAGUUUAACCUUUACAGUGCCAAAUAUAGCACUGGUUGUUUGGGUGCAGCCUCAAAUGAGCUAUAGCUAUUGUUCAAUGCUUUUCCCACGGGUGUUACGCAGAAGUGUGCUAUAUUUAGUGUCGUUGUGUUAGAUCGGAGGGACACGAAGAGGUUUAGACCAAGAAGUGUGGGGAAUUGACAAGGAAAAUGUAAUAUAUCAGGUUAAAAUAUCAAAACUGGAAAAAUUGUCCCACAGAUCUUUUUUAUCCAGUUAAAGGGACACUCCAGGCACCCAGAACACUUCUGCCCAUUGGAGUGGUCUGGGUGCCAACUACUCUUAACCCUGUAAGUGUAAUUAUUGCAGUUUUUUUAUAAACUGCAAUAAUUACUUUGCAGGGUUAACUCCACCUCUAGUGGCUGUCUACUAGAGCGGCGGAGGAAGAAGCAGCGACGUGGGACAUCGUCGCUGCCUCUGGUAAGUUACUGAAGGGGUUUUCACCCCUUCAGCAACCGGGGAUUGGGGGGUGGGAGGGAGAGGGAACCUGCGGUGCCAGGAAAACAGAUUGUUUUCCUGGCCCUGGAGUUUCCCUUUAAGCUAUCUGGCCAUAGCAUGUGUGAUUUACAUUCUCUAAAGCUUUCUGUUCUCAAUUACAUGGUACCCAGGGUAACCUCCAAUGUUUUUUAGAUAUCAGGAAUUCUAAGUGAAUUUCACAUUUAAAGGGACACCACUCCAGACCCUUAUAAGUUUAGCAUGCUGAAAUGUUUUAUGUGUGAAGUGUCCUGUUUUUGUUUGUUUUUUUUUCAUUUUACAAAAAAAUGCAGAUUCAAAAGAUAUUGUCACUUUUAUAAAUGAACUUUGUUACACUUCUUGGUUGUCAAUCAGAGUUAAGUGAAGCUAAACUCAAAAGGAAGCAAUUGCCUAGUGCACGGGUUUGCAACCCAGUCCUCAAGUGCCCCCAACUAGUCCAGAGUUUAGGGACUACCUUGUCAUGUCUAAAGUAUUUUUUCUCUUUCUUCUAAAAACACCUUAGACACAACAGGGUACUCCCUAGAUCUUGGACUGGUAGAGGGUAUAUGAGGAAUGGAUUGGGAACCACUGGCCUAGAGUAUCUGCCUUGCAAAGUCUUCUCACUGAGCUGUAUUAGGAAGUCUGUGAUUGGACAGUCACAGAAAGUCUGGGCGGGGUUAGAAGGGGAGGGCCUGCAAAGGCUGCAGACAAGAGAUAUGUACAUUUUUAGAUAUAACUCCAAUAAAAAAAUGCUAGAUUAAGGGCAUGCAUGGUUUUUGAGGGUAUAUCAACUAAACAAUGAUAUUUAAUUACAUUUUUGUAUUUCGGCAGAGGAGUGUCCCUUUCAGGCCAGAGGAGCUGAACUGGAAGCAUAGCUGGACUUAGAAGAUUCAUCCAGUUCAGCUAUAUUUAAUUAAAUUUGCCCCAUUCCAUAGUCCGGGCGAUGGCGGUAGGUAGCAGGUAUGUCACUCUGAUGUUAAGUUCUUACUCACUGCUGAUAAUUUAGGGGGACAGUUUUUCCAUGAGCUGUAGAAAAGUAAAAAUUGGUCAGCGUAUCACACCAUUUAUUCAUAUUGGUAAUGAAACGUUACCUUGUUUAAUUCAGGAUUAACAGUAAUCUUCUAAUAAUCCCCUAGUCGGACUCUAGCUGAAACUCACGUGGGAUUCAUCACAUAACAGUGAAAAAAUGUCUGGGAGACUUGAAUACCUUUUACCAACAGCUGUCCAUUAAAUGUUAUAAAAUCUAUAUUAAAUAACUUUGUUUCCAGAAAGAAGACCUUCUGGGGUAAACUCCUCUCUAACAUGGGAGUACACCAUGUGAAGGACGGGCCUCGACAAAGCAGUCAGUGCUAGGUUUACACAAAAAAACAAACAAACUGGUUUUAAACUUUGUAAUGUGAGUUGAAACCAAUAACAAAUCCAAGGAACAUUCACUGGACAAUAAAUGGUUUAUUGACCUGCAUUACUGUGUCAUAGAGGAGUUUAUCCCAAUGGUUGAAAGAGGAACGCCAUUAAAAUAAAUCAGAUUCUAGGGAACUGCACUCAGUAAGUUGUUUACUAUGACCUUCUUUGUCUAUUUUGAGUAUUCGAUGAUGAGUUUUGAUGCAACUAAUGGAGAGAGUUGUGUUUUGGGAGUGCACCGCCACAGGGUAAUUUGCUAUAUUGGGAAUGCCAGAAAUUCAAAGUGAAUUUCACAUUAAAUAAACCAAAGAUGCCAAAAUGAAAGCUUUGCUGAUUUGAAGAAUAUUUUUUUUUUGGCUUUAAAUUUAUUUUGAAUUUCUCCCAAUUCUCACUUUAGUAAAAAAAACAACAACUUGCCAGUACUCGUAGCACAUGUGUCUACAGAGUACAAUAGUUACGGGUGUUUUGUUUUUUUCACAUGUUCUCUAUGUAACAUCUAGUAUUUGCAUUUCAAAAUAAUUUAUUGAUAUUGCGACCUUUCAGAUCAUCUUCAAGGAGAAAUAUGGACCGAUGUGGAAAUCGUCGUUUGGACAAUAUCAAGUAGUUAAUGUUGCAGAUGUGAACUUGGUAGAAACUGUCCUCAGGCAGGAGGGGAAAUACCCAAUGAGGUGUGACAUGGUUCUUUGGAAAGUACAUCGUCAUAUGAGGGAUCUGGCCUAUGGUCCAUUGACAGAGUGAGUUUGAAGAAUGUAUUUUACGGAGUUCGCUGAUCUGGACAACUCUAAAUUGUCUUCAUCAUCAUAGCGCAUUUAAAAUAUAUUGUGAUCUGCUGUGUGCAUUAUCUUUACAUUUGUUUACCAAACAAUGUAUUGGUUGUUAGUGUUUUUUUUAAUUAAAAUAUAAUGUUUGUAGACCAGUGGUCCCCAACCAAGGUGCACUGGGUGGGUUUAUAUUGUUAAAGGGAAACUUCAGGCUCCCACACACCUUAGGUGCACUGUGUAGGUUAUAUUACAGUUAUACUGGAUGGGUUUAUAUUAUUAAAGGGACACUCCAGGCUCCCACACACGUUAGAUGCACUGUGUAGGUUAGGUUACAGUUAGUUAUACUGGAUGGGUUUAUAUUAUUAAAGGGACACUCCAGGCUCCCACACACGUUAGAUGCACUGUGUAGGUUAGGUUACAGUUAGUUAUACUGGGUGGGUUUAUAUUAUUAAAGGGACACUCCAGGCUCCCACACACGUUAGGUGCACUGUGUAGGUUAGGUUACAGUUAGUUAUACUGGGUGGGUUUAUAUUAUUAAAGGGACACUCCAGGCUCCCACACACGUUAGAUGCACUGUGUAGGUUGGGUUACAGUUAGUUAUACUGGGUGGGUUUAUAUUAUUAAAGGGACACUCCAGGCUCCCACAUAUUAGGUGCACUGUAGGUUAGGUUACAGUUAGUUAUACUGGGUGGGUUUAUAUUAUUAAAGGGACACUCCAGGCUCCCACACACGUUAGAUGCACUGUGUAGGUUAGGUUACAGUUAGUUAUACUGAGUGGGUUUAUAUUAUUAAAGGGACACUCCAGGCUCCCACACACGUUAGGUGCACUGUGUAGGUUAGGUUACAGUUAGUUAUACUGGGUGGGUUUAUAUUAUUAAAGGGACACUCCAGGCUCCCACACACGUUAGAUGCACUGUGUAGGUGAGGUUACAGUUAGUUAUACUGGGUGGGUUUAUAUUAUUAAUGGGACACUUCAGGUUCCCAUAGGUUACAGUUGGUUAUUACUAAUCGUAACCUAACCUACACAGUGCAUCUAACAUGUGUGAGAGCCCAGAAAGUCCUUUUAAUUCAACACACAUGGAGAAUCCAGACUUUAGUUUUAAAUGUGUAGCAGUAGAUGACAAAUACUGACUUUUUUUAGAGUACUCUGUAUAUGGAACUAAAGUAUUGCUCAUAAUGCAAAAUACUCUGAGUUCUAUUGCACUGUAGCUCUGUGUUAAACACACAGAAAGUGCACAGUCCAAGCAGUAACACAGAAAAUGUUGUAGAAUCCAAUUAUCUCAUGUGGAAUUAUUGCGAAGACUCUAAUCUCUGUGUGGUUCUAGAAAAAUAAAUAUUAAAAAUGGGCCUCUAUUACUCAUUAUUACAAAAAUCUGUGAAGUUAUAAUUUCUUAAUAAAACACACACACAGGGCUUUAUUAAUAUUGCUGCAGUUACAAGCUAGCCCCUUGGCCGCAGCAAGAGAUUACGUCUAGUUAAAGGAUAAGCCCAGACAUAGCCAUGCAUAUAAUUCGGAUCACUAAAUAGUGUGCAACUGAUCUAAUCACAUCCCUUAAAUACUAAUGACUGGAGCAGCUGCUUGGGGGUAAACUAUGCCUCCCACAAACUCCCGCUAGGCAGAGGUUUAUGGGACAAGAUCAGAUUCUUUAGACCAGAAUGAGAAGUUGAUUGGUUGAGCGGUUUCCUGGUGAGAUAGGGAUUUGCCUCAUGCCGUUGGCUUCAAGAGCUUGAAAUGUAAAUUUUGUUUGUUAUUUUUGCAGCAUGUUUUAAUCAACUAUCUGUACUAUAUGUAUUACAAAAAAGAGGUAACGUGACUGUUGUUUCUCUUUAAUACAACUGAAAAAGUUUUUAAAAUCACAAAAAAAGAAAAAAAAAAGUUUCUAUAGCAAUAAGCCAUGAAUAUUACAUAAAGUGUCUGUCUGAUGGUUUUUCAAACACAUUAUUGAAUACGGUAUUUCUAAAGGGAACCCCAUGUUCCGUGCUUCCAGGGAAGGCCACCGCUGGCACAGGCUGCGGACUGUGCUGAAUAAGAGAAUGCUGCUGCCCCAGGAAGUGGUGUUGUACACUGGAUCACUCAAUGAGGUGGUUACAGACUUUCUGCUCAGACUGGAUGAGAUGAGAAAGGAAUCUCCUUCAGGAGUUAUGGUCAAUGACCUACCAAACGCCCUCUACAGAUUCGCCUUCGAAGGUAAUUUUUGGGGAGGGGAAAGAUGCUAAAAGAAAACUGCUUCUGUUUUCCAGAUCUUUAUAAUUGAUUUGUUAUCCACUUACAUUUUCUGCAUCAUGUGGAUUGGUACUUGAAAUCCCAGCAAUAUUUAGAGUUUAUGUGCUCCCGGCGUGAAAUCAAUUAUGUAAUCACUGCAUUUCCACUGAUAUGGAACUUUUUGAUUUCUUACCUGAGGUCCGCUAGCACCGAUAGCAGCUUCUGCUACUGCAGUCAAUGAGCCAAGAGGUCUGUGUUUGAGGUAACCCUUGCAGUGCAGAGUUUAGCUAGUUGGCUGAGAGUUAUCAACGGACACUCAGAGCCAGUGAGCUAACCAUGGACUCAGGACUUCACUUGGGAGAAGUGAUGGAAGCUCUUAAGAAGAAACAUCCAUCUCUCUGGCUUCUCUGGAGACAGAGAAUGGCAUUCCGCAAACCCCAGAUAAGAAGUCAAACCAUUUUAAAAAUAGUUGGACUACUUAUCAUGGUAGGAUGCCAGGGCACUCCUGAAACCAUAGCCACUAUAACGCACAACUUGACAGGAUGUGGAAUUCACAAGGUGGCAAAUACUUGGCGAGACAGCAAGCCUAAAAAUCCUUCUUACAGUUACGGUAUUUUAAAAACACCAUCUUCAUUACUGCAACUGUCUGCGUCAGCCACAGAUCUUUGGUCCAUCGGAACUUACCAAAAUUCUGGUCCAUAGUCUUGGUGAUUUACUAAACUACAAAUUAAUAGCCAAAUUAGAUUUACAAAAUCCAGCAUGGGAGUUUACAAACCAGAAUCAUUUUGGAAAAAUUGGUUCUUGGGUCCCAAAUUUGCAUCUUUAAUUUUUUUGUAAACUGAUUUAAUUUUUUUAACGUUUCCAACAAGUAUAUCAACAAUGUGGAAAAAACUCUAACAAGAACUCAGUCAAUCAAUAUCGUUCACUUCUAAUAAAACUUCCAAAUUAUCAGACUGCAGGGACCCGACGCAGCGAGAUAAAUGUCAAACCAUUCAUACACCUGACACCACAGCAACUACCAUAUAUUGCAGUAGUUAUGGUGUUUAGAAUGUUCAUUUAACGAUCACAGAUUUUCUUAUUCAUGGUUUUUAUUUAAUUUUUUUCUUCUUCUAGGUAUUUCUUACAUAUUGUUUGAGACUCGGAUCGGCUGCUUGGAGAAACAGAUACCCUCAGACACCCAGAGGUUCAUUGAUUCCAUUGGCAGUAUGAUGAAGAAUCACGUCAUUGCUUCUAUUUUGCCAGAGUGGACCAACAGAGUACUGCCAUUUUUUAAACGCUAUAUAGAAAGCUGGGACAACAUCUUCUCAUUUGGUGGGUGACAAAUUCAAAGGAAAUCUUUUUUUUCUAGUAACAUUAAAAAGGGCAUUUUACAAAAAUAAAAUUUGUAGUAACAAGAAAGCAAAAAACAAACCAACUGCACUAACAGAACCUCGGUCGGGGGUGACCAAAGGGUAGAUCUACAGCUCCCAUAAUGCUUUGUAUGCCUUUAGAAUGCUUUUACAAUGGCUUCAUGGAAGCUGUAGUUUUAAACUAUCUGGGGAUCUACCUUUUGGGCACCCCUGACCUGCGUGGAAAAGAGAAAGAUUUAACUCGAUCAGAAAAUAAAAACACAAAAGUACAGAUAUGUCAACCAUCCAUUACAUCAGUAAAACCUUUACUCUGAACCAGGCUCUCGUCUAAAGUAAAUAAAGUAAAAUCAGGGUAGUACAUAAAUGUUUGACGCUAGUGGAAAACCCCAUAUAGACUACUAUUCAAACACCUUACCGCAUAAAUGUAUUUAGAAAAGCCUUACUCCUUCUACAUUAAUAUACCAAAACAAUUGCAGAAAUGUGCAAAAACAUAAUUUUGCAAUAAACCUGAAUCUGAUUGACAGUCCAAAAAAUAUGCAGUUGAAAAGAAAAGCACAAUAAAACUUUAAACCAAAGAAAACCUACAAUAAAAAAUAAAUAAUUAAAUCUAAAUAUAAAGCUGACGUAUGUAUCGGUAUGUCCUGACCCGGGCCUCAAUCACACUCCGUUGCCUUUUCUCUUAGUUUGUUAGCGGUUUCUGAACUUCGGACAGUAUUGAGCAAUGUGGGCUUUUCCUCUGUAAUUUCCAAUGUUUGUCCUGUUUGGAUUUGAUGUUGAUGUAAUUUGUUAAAUGUCUGCUACACAUUUUUAAAGAAAAAGGAACAUAUCAUGAAGGUAAAUACAAGAUUAUUCAAUGGGGGUAAACUGACUGAUCCCCUUUAAAACAAAUCUGGGUUGUGGGUUACAGCCCUUGUAAUUCCAAAAUGCAAUCAAGCCAAAAAGGAGGACAGCACAACAUUAGCACAUACAUUUAUUGAAGGACAUGGCAUUUUGGGUAUAAAACCCCUUAUCAAUGUAUUGUGCCUUGGUGAACCCUGUACCAUAAUCGUGCUAUGCUCCUUUUUUUUUUUUUUUUUUGCACCGAUUAUGUGUUCUUUUACAUUGUUAAUGGUUCAUCAGCAGUUAACAUGUAGAGAACACACAAACUAUAGACUGUGAUAGAGGUAUUGGUGUGGUAGAUCACUAAGAUUUAGGUAGACUGGUGAACCCUGGCAUAUGGCUCAUAUACAAUAUAUCAAGAGUGGCUCUCGAUUGUAGACGAGCUGUCUAGUUAGUGUACGAAGAACUUCUGGAUGUGUGAGGUCUCAGUGAUCAGGCUGGUGAGAUAGCUCAGUGGAUAGCUCUCCAGUUGCAGUAUCUCAGUGUCACAUAGUUACAUAGCUGAAAAGAGACUUGCGUCCAUCAAGUUCAGCCUCCUCACAUCAGUUUUUGCUGUUGAUCCAAAAAAGGCAAAAAAACCCAUUCUGAAGCGCUUACAAUUUUGCAACAAAAUAGGACAAAAAUUCCUUCUUGACCCCAACAUAGCAGUCAGUUAUCUCCUUGGAUCAAGCAGCUAUUGCCCCACUAAUUUGAUAUUAUAUCCCUGUAUGUUAUGUUUUUGGAAGUAUUUAUCCAAUUGCUGUUUAAACAUAUGUAUGGACUCUGAUAAAACCACCUCUUCAGGCAGAGAAUUCCAUAUCCUUAUUGCGCUUAUUGUGAAAAAAAAAAAAACAUUUUCUUUGCCUUAGAUGAAAUCUCCUUUCAUCCAGCCUAAAUGCGUGACCUCUAGUCCUAUGUAUAGCCUUGUUUAUGAAUUGAUUUCCAGAUAAUGGGUUGAACUGGCCCUGAAUAUAUUUGUAUAAUGCUAUCAUAUCUCCUCUGAGGCACCAUUUUUCCAAACUAAAGAGACUUAGAUUUCUUAACCUUUCUUCAUAACUAAAAUGCUCCAUUCCUUUUAUCAAUUUUGUAGCUCAUCUUUGGACUUUUUCUAGUGCCAUGAUAUCCUUCUUUAGAACAGGUGCCCAAAAUUGCAUAGCAUAUUCAAGGUGUGGUCUUACCAGCAAUUUAUAAAGAGGCAAAAUGAUAUUUUCAUCCCUGAAAAUGUUCCCCCUAUUUAUAUAUGACAAACCUUACUGGCCUUAGCAACUGCAGAUUGACAUUGCAUAUUGCUGCCUAAUUUGUUGUCUAUAACAAUUCCCAAAUCCUUCCACUACCAUUUAGGGUGUAAAUUGCUUGUGCAUUCUUGACCCCGAAGUGCAUAACUUUGCAUUUUUCUACAUUAAAUUUAAUCUGCCAUUUUAGUGCCCAGUCCCCUAGUCUAUCUAAAUCCCUCUGCAGUAGAGCAAUAUCCUGCUCACAUUUUAUUACUUUACAACGUUUUGUGUCAUCUGCAAACACUGAAAUGUGGCUUUCAAUGCCUAUUUCAAGAUCAUUUAUAAAUAUGUUUAAUAGAAGCGGUCCCAAAACAGAACCCUGAGGGACACCACUUACUACUUUUUUCCAGCUUGAAAAUGUACCAUUAAUUACAACUCGUUGUACUCUAUCCUUAAGCCACUGUUCUAUCCAAGAAUAAGAAUAUUCAUCUAGACAAAUUUCUUUUAGUUGGAAGACUAACCUAUUGUGAGGAACCGUAUCAAAUGCUUUGGUAAAAUCCAAUCCACUAAAACAUCCUGAUCUAUACUUCUAGUUACUUCUUCGUAGAAUGCAAUUAGGUUAGUUUGCCAUGACCUAUGUUUCAUAAACCCAUGCUGAUUAUUGCUAAUAACAAAGUUCUUCCCAAUGAAUUCCUGAAUAUUAUCCCUUAAUAGCCCUUCAAAUAUUUUCCCAGUCACACAAGUUUAGCUCACAGGUCUAUAAUUUCCAGGUAAGGAUUUUGAACCCUUUUUAAAUAUUGGAACGACAUCUGCCUUCCUCCAAUCCUCUGGUACAAUACCUGAACCAAACGAAUCUUGAAAAAUUUAAAUACAGAGGUUCACUUAUUUCCCCACUUAGCUCCUUAAGUACUCGUGGGUGAAUUCCCUUCAGGCCCGUAGCUUUAUUUACAUUAAUUUCCUUUAAUAGCUGUAGAACCUUGUCUCGAGUCCUCCAAUCACAAGUUAUCUGUAAGUUUUUUUUUUUUUUUUUGCAGCAAACAUUUGCAUAUCUCUUGCCAUAGAAUCCUCAUUAAUAUAUACUGAAGUUAUUUAAAAUAUCUGCCUUUUCCUGGUCUUUAUUAACUAACAGACCUAUCUGUUUCCAUUUUACCUACACUUUCAUUUGUUUUUUUUUGUUGUUUUUUUUUUUUUAUAAUUGAUGUACUUGAAAAAGGUUUUGGGGUUGGUUUUGCAUUCUUUGGCUAUCAAUUUCUUAUUUUCUAGUUUAGCCACUUUGGUUGCCUUUUUGCAAUUUUAUAUCUUAUAUAGGAUGCCUCUGAUUUGUCCAAUUUCAAAUGCCCUUUUCUUAAAUUUUAAUCUCUUGAUUUACUUCUCUACUAAACCACAUUGGUUUCAAUUUGUUUCUUUUACAUUUAUUACCCAAUGGUACAUCCUGAGAAAUGUACCUUUCUAAUAUUUGUUUGAAUAGUUUCCAUUUAUUCUCAGUGUUUUUAUCACCAAGGAGUUUAUGCCAGUCGAUAUGUUGUGUAGCUGCCCUAAUCUUAUUGAAAUUGGCUUUUUAAAAAUUAUAUGUUUUAGUAUACCCCACGUGCUUUUGCUUUUUUGAGUUUAUUUUAAAAAUUACCAUAUUGUGAUCACUAUUUCUCAAAUGCUCCCCUACUUGAAUGUUGGUCAAAAUUUUUGAAUUUAACAAGUUCAAAAACCUGCUUCCCCUUGCUGAAAUACUAGUCCCUCUAUCCCAAUUUAUGUCCGGAUAAUUAAAAUCUCCAAUAAUUAACGUCUUACCUCAAUUUGCAGCUUUCCCAAUUUGACAGUUGUUCUUCCUCAUUAAUAUUUACAUUAGGUGGUUUAUAACAUAUCCCAAUCAAUAACUGAUUUCCAUUCAUUUGCCCCAAGCAGAUAUCUACCCAUAAAGCUUCCAAAUUUUCCUCGUCAUACUCCACAUGCCUAAGAUUUGACUUUAACUCAUGGUUGACAUAUAAACAUACCCCACCACCCUUCUUGUUUUUCCUAUCCUUUCUAAAUUACCCAUUUAAGUUAACUGCCCAGUCAUGUGUCUCAUCCCACCAUGUUUCUGUUAUGCCUAUUAUAUCAUAUUGUUUAGUGUAUGCUAGUGCCUCUAGUUCCCGCAUUUUGUUAUAUAGGCUCCUUGCAUUAGUAAGCAUACAUUUAAUAUUAUCAGGAGUCAUUUUGUGAAUUUUGAUCAAUAUUACAUACCUUCUCUAUUCUGAGCUUGCCCCUCUCCUCCCCCCUUCACUCCCCUAUACUGAGCUAAAGCCCGUCUCCUUUCUGUCCUUUCUCUCGGUUGCCAUGACCCCCUUCUCACUCCCCCCCCACCCCCCACUACUAGUUUAAAAUCUCCUCCAACCUUCUAGCCAUCCUAGACCCCAGCACAGCAGACCCUCUCCCGUUUAGGUGCAACCCAUCACGACUAUACAGGUUGUACCCAAGCGCAAAAUCGGCCCAGUGCUCUAAAAAACAAAAAAAACCUUUCCUGCACCAAGACUUCAGCCACGCGUUGACCUCUCUAAUCUCCCGCUGCCUUUCUGCUGUAGCGCGCUGCACCAGUAAUAUUUCUAAAAAUAUUACCUUGGAGGUCAUUUUCUUUAGUUUACUUCCUAGUUCCCUGAACUCAUUCUUUAGGACCUUCCUUUUUCCCCUGACUUUUUCAUUGGUACCAAUAUGGACCUUGACAGCUGGGUCAUCCUCAGCUCCUCUCAAUAAUCCCUCCACUCUGUUGGCAACAUGCCGGACCCGAGCACCCGGGAGACAGCAAACUGUCCGGUUGAGAUGAUCAGAGUGGCAGAUUACCCUAUCUAUUCUCUUAAUAAUAGAGUCCCCUACCACCACAACCUGUCUAGACUUCCUUACACUCUCAACCCCACCCAUACUAGAGGGGCUGUUCCCACGGCUGUUAGAAGGAACAGCUCCCUGCAGUACAGCUACUCCUGAGCUGAUGCUCCCAGCAUCUUCACACAAACGGGCAAAUCUGCUAGGUUGCACAAGAUCAGGACUAGCUAAACCUUUCCUCUUCCCUCGUCCCCUGCUUUCUCGCCCCCCUGUUACCCAGCUAUGUGCCUGCUCACCAAGUGUCUCAUCUCCUCCCACUCCACUACCUGCACCCACUAAACUCUCCGCAGUGAGCAGCAGACUCCUCUCAAGAUUGUCAAUCUCCCUCAAUGUUGCAAUUUGCCUCUCCAGAUCUCUAAUCUGAGCUUCCAGAAAAGCCUCUCGCUCACACCCACCACAGAGAUAUGGACCCUAGAUGGCUUCAUCCAGGCAGCCUGAUGUGCACUGAGUAAAACUUGCAAUCUUGCUAGCACUCAUCCCAGUUACCAAAACACAAGUGAGCAAAAAUAAUAAAACUACUUACCCUUUUGGUUUAAAUUCCCUUUUAGUUUAAACUCUUGUUGUUGCAUUUCGUACUUUAAAUAGCCUACUUUCAAGCAAACUCCAGUGAGCAAGCUCUGUGUGUCAGUAGUGGGUUUAUAUUGGCAAUACAAAUCCCACACAAGUGGAAAUUAAGGUUCAUCUCAGAAAUGUAUCCUAUAUUAUUCAGUGUAAUGAUAAUAAUAAUAUUUACAGCUCAAGGGGCACUUGGAAAUUAGCAACUAUCUCAAUUAACCUUUCUUGAUUAAAUGGUUUGAUUCUAUACAGGGCUGAUAGCAAAGCCUUAAAAUCCACUCCAAUCCAUAGCAUACACAGCAGGGAUACAUGUCUCCUACCCGGGAUACAUGUCUCCUACCCGGGAUACAUGUCUCCUACCCGGGAUACAUGUCUCCUACCCGGGAUACAUGUCUCCUACCCGGGAUACAUGUCUCCUACCCGGGAUACAUGACUCCUACCCGGGAUACAUGUCUCCUACCCGGGAUACAUGUCUCCUACCCGGGAUACAUGUCUCCUACCCGGGAUACAUGUCUCCUACCCGGGAUACAUGUCUCCUACCCGGGAUACAUGUCUCCUACCCGGGAUACAUGUCUCCUACCCGGGAUACAUGUCUCCUACCCGGGAUACAUGUCUCCUACCCGGGAUACAUGUCUCCUACCCGGGAUACAUGUUUACUAUGCUAGUGGCUAGUGAAAAUUCUGAGCCCUGAUAUUUAUAUUGUUUUAAAUCACACAAUUGGAUUGAAAAUACCUGCCUUUACCCAGGAGUAGGGGGCUUUAUACAAUGUGGUAUUUGCAAUGACUGUUCACAUAGGUUUAUUUGACCACUUUCUGAUACAUUUGGCUUCUCUCAUUACAUUAAAUGGGACCUUUGAUGACUUGGAUUGAUUGAACGGUCUACGCACCAUAAACACUUUGCAUCGUUGCAAAUGGUACUUCAAACACGCUGAGCGCGCUGCCAUUUCUAACAAUGGUGUCUAGCAGGAGGGAUUUGUAAAAACAGCAGCCACUAUAAGAAAGGCCACCAUGACAGUCAGUCAGGCAUCCUGCAAUACUUUAUUCCGUUUUGCCGGAGUCCAUUAUUUUGCCUAUUGUGUGUGUCAUGUGCAAACCACAUACACUAUACAUACUAACAUACGAGUUCCUUCUCCCCUCCCCAGAGAUACAACGAACAGCUGAUACUAACUGUAUGAACUGAGGUGUAAAGAGCUGUUCAAAUAAUUCUAUGUGAUGAUUGGAACUGCUUUUUGAGGUGUAACUACUUAUCCCAUAAUCUCCUAGUGGACAGGAAAUUUGGGAUGUAGUCUCUCACCACAAACCAAAAUACAAGGCUCCUGAUUGGAGCAUGUUAAACUAGUGUUGGAGGGGACUGCCAGUAGCUUCACAGAGACUCACGAAGUAGUCCCCCGAGGAAUAAUUUAAAAGGUAGAUUACUUUUAUUUUUUUUAAUUUGUUGCCAAUAUUUCUGAUACAAAAUAUUAAAUGAAAUUGUGUCCUAUUUUACCUAAACUAACCCUUAACUCGCUCACAUUCCUCUGUUUAAAAAAAAUAACACAUGUAUUGUGUUCACUGACUGAUAACCCUGCCCUUCCUUUGCUGUAUAGGGAAAAAGUUGAUAGACCAAAAGAUGGAGAAGAUCCAGGAGCGUUUGGAGCGCGGUGAAGAAGUACAGGGUGAAUACCUGACGUAUUUACUCUCCAGUGGUCAACUAACAGACAAAGAGGUGUAUGGCAGUGUGGCAGAGCUGCUAUUGGCCGGAGUAGACACGGUAUGUGAAUAAUGGGUUCUUUCAGAUUUAAAAAUAUAAAAAAAAUUGUGGAAAGGGUUUUUUUUUUUGUUUUGUUUUUCUUAGUCUUUAUGUACUAAGAAAGUACAAAUUUUUCAUCAUCCUUGAUUGGAGCUGUACAGUCUGUACUACAAUAAGAGGCUGAACAGCAAAGGGGAAUCGAGGCUCAUGCCCCCGUUUUUAUGCCAAGUUAUAAUCCUUGGCCACCUAUCCUGCUCGACCCUUUUCUAUUCUCAGAGGUAACGUGUGACCUUGUAUCGCCCUCACCACAUGGUGGCACUGUGAUAACAUUAUUCUCUUUCUCUCCAGACUUCCAACACACUGUCCUGGGCUCUGUACCAUCUGUCAAAAAACCCAGAAAUACAGGAAGAGCUUUAUAAAGAGGUGACAGGGGUCAUCCCUGGAGAAACUAUACCCACUGCGCAGGACAUCUCCAAAAUGCCACUGCUGAGGGCUGUAAUUAAAGAAACACUCAGGUAGAUUCUGCUUGAAUUUAGUUAUGUCCCUCACAUUUAUAGAAACAUUGAUGUAGGCUCUGCUGAGAUUUACUUAACAAUUCAGUUGAAAGCGAAGUUAGAAAGUCUAAUUCAGGGAGACCCGACACUCCCCAAAAAGGGUAGGUUUAAUAUAAAUAUAGAGAACUGGGUUUCAACUCUAAUAAAUAAAUAAUUUAGAAAGCACUGGUGGGUUUUUCAAAUAUUCAUUUAUAUCUGAGAAGUAAAAAAAUAAAGAAAAAUAAUUUUACAUUAAACUAAGAUGCUGAAUGAAUAUAUAUAUAUAUAUAUAUAUAUAAUAUAAAAAUAAACCGUAAAUGGCUUGCACUCACGGUCUUUUCGUAGGAAAAAUUCCUUUAUUAGAUAUAUGUGAAAAGGGAUCAACGUUUCAUCCCUCGUCUGGGGCUUUCCUCAGGAUCAAUGCUUUUGUUUGUGAUGUGUAUUAGACAUGCAUUGAUCCUGAGGAAAGCCCCGGACGAGGGCUGAAAUGUUGAUCUCUUUUCACAUAUAUCUAAUAAAGGAAUUUAACUACGAAAAGACGGCGAGUGCAAGCCAUUUUCUGUUUAUUUUUAUAAUUUGGCUAUGACUGCAAGAUGCACCCAGCAUUAUAGAGAAUAGUCAGAGUGCAAGGUCCUGUGGAGAUUUUAUUUUUUUUAUAUAUAUAAUAUAAUUUUUUUUUUUUUAAUUCUCUAGAUAUAAAUAAAUAUUAAAAGAAAAUACACUAGAGCUACCUAAAUUGAGGCCAACCACAUUUAAUUAGUACAUGAAUAUAUUUAUUUUUAUUAAAGUUUGUUUGGGUUUAAAUAUCCUACGAGGAAUAAAAAAAAAAAAAUAAGGCUCCACUGUAAUGUUUAUCCUUUUAAAAGUGACUUAGGGACAAAAAAAAUAUUUGAUUUUAAAAAGCAUGGGCCUGAGACAGGCCUGUAUAAAAUCUAUAAAAGUUCUUCCAUGAGAAGUCAAGCAAUUGCGCGCACACACAAAGGGAGUUUGCCGAUAUGCAUGAAGCCAUUUUUGCCCAAACCGCUCCUGACAGCCAGUGAGGUGUGUCUGCCAAUUCAAUUAUAAAAGAAAUCUGCACUUUCAUAAAUCACAAAAAGCACUUCAGCUUUCUGGAAAGUGUUAAUUUAAGAUGAAAGUAUCGGUAUAUGGAGAUUGAAAGCGAUGACAGCAUUUAUUAUUUUAAAUUAAAAAAAAUAUAUGUUUGAACUAAUUGUGCCUCUAUUUUUCAGGAUGUACCCAGUUAUACCAACGAAUUCCAGAGUUGCAGUUGAGAAAGCGAUAACUAUAGGAGAUUAUAACUUCCCAAAAGGUGUAAGUAAACGUUACCAUUGUGCAGUGCGUGGCACACCGAGAAAACAGGAAAUGGCAAAGAUGGCUGCUACCAAUUCUUGCUUUUAAAUGCUUAAUUUAAAGGUGCUCCUAGGUAAAAAUACUGCAAACCCUACUCUCAUUCAUACAUUAUAUAUUGCAUUAGUGGUACUAAGAAGGGGAGGUGAGGUAAUUUAAUCUGUCCACUUCAGCAUUGUUUGCAUUAAAAAGUUAGCAUUCUCUACACCUACCUACGACCUUUUUCCAAGCAAUCAAUACUGCAUGUCUGGAUGGGGAAGAAGCCGCGCCUCAAGGAUGGCGAGGAUACCGGCCUGGACACUGCCAGACUUACAUAAACCCUGGAAACAGAUUGAGGCUAGUUUUUUGACCGUGCUGAUACACAUUAUCCUGGCAAGAGGCCAAUGACCAUUUACUUUGCCUGAACGUAUGCCAGCAUCCUACUAUAUAACCUAUCACUAUGGCACAAAUAUAGAGCAGAUUUGGGGCUCUUGCCACCCUGUUCCCCAUUACUAUCACUUACACACAACUCGUCCGUGUCCACAGACUUGACUGCGUGGCUGUCCUCAUGCUAUUUUAACAGCCCGAAUAUACGAAUACAAGAUAUCUGCACCACAGACUCUCUCCCAACAUUGGUACAUUGUCUACAUGAAAAGACCCCAACAUUUUCAGACAAAUUUAGACACCAUCAACUGAUACAUUAUCUGAAGUUACUUCUGCAUAUGCUAUAAGGACCACGUAGUUUGACUGAGUAUGAGCAAGUCAUCCUCACAUGGUUUUGUCCCAGACUACUCCUGUCGGAGUCCUACAGAACUAUGCAGACAUUGGUACCUGACCCUCUUCCCUCGUACACUAAAGCGUGGGAAAAGGAUCUUGGUAUCUCCCUUCCCACUCACCAGUGGCAAAACAUUUUUCAAGCUGCUACCUCUCUGGUGACGAGUUCCAGGCUUUUGGAGGUUGGUCGGAAGCUCGUGACUAGACGGUAUCACACCCCAGAGAAGCUACAGUACACAGGUGGUACCCUACCCUCCCAGACAGCUGUUGGAAAUGUGGGGUAGAUGGGGGCAUGUUCUCACAUAUUUGGUGGUCCCCCAAUACGGAAAUUCUGGGACGAAGUUAUACCCCUGACCUCAUUGGCCUUCGGUUGAACCCAACUCCUGCAGAAAACUUACCGCUUCAUGCAAAUCUCUCUCUGUCCAAACUAAAAAAAAUCCUGCUUACCACUACUAUUGCUGGUGGCGAAAUCCCUAGUCCCACUACAUUGAAGAUUCCCCCCCCAGAUUCCAACGCUGACUGAAUGGACUCAAAGAGUGGAGGAACUCUGAAAAAUGGAGGAACUCACUGCUUACUCCUCUAAUUCCCAUGAUAAGCACGUCCUUAUUUGGAAGCCAUGGAUUCACUUAUCUAAUCGGACUGGCCCAGGGAAUGGAAUUAACUCCACCCAUAUAGGGAACUCCUCCCCUGAAGUUGUAGUAGAGUCAGUGGGAGUUGCCCCCACCGCCUCUUACACCCUGAGACACCAUAGUACUCACACCCGUAGCUGAGUAAAUAAGUGCAUGGAAAACUUAAAGGGACACUAUAGUCACCAGAACAACUACAGCUUAUUGAAUUUGUUCUGGUGAGUAGAAUCAUUACCUUCAGGCUUUUUGCUGUAAACACUGUCUUUUCAGAGAAAAUGCAGUGUUUACAUUACAGCCUAGUGAUAACUUCACUGGCCACUCCUCAGAUGGCUGUUAGAGAUCCUUCCUGGGUCAUGGCUGCCUAAAAUGCAUCCAAACAUUCAGUAUCUCCACCCUCUGCAUGCAGACACUGAACUUUCCUCAUAGAGAUUCAUUGAUUCAAUUCAUCUCUAUGAGGAGAUGCUGAUUGGCCAGGGCUGUGUUUGAAUCAUGCUGGCUGUGCCCCUGAUCUGCCUCCUUGUCAGUCUCCACCAAUCCUAUGGGGAAGCACUGUGAUUGGAUCAGGCUACCACUUCUGAUGAUGUCAGCAGACUGCUUGUUUUUUUGAGUCAAACAGCAUGCAGAGUUACAGAUUCUGGCUUGAAUAUAGUAAGAUUUUCCUAUAUUUAUGGAGUCAUGAGGGGCCCAGGGGGCUAGAUGUUGGUGUUAACAUUAUAGGGUCAGGAAUACAUGUUUGUGUUCCUGACCCUAUAGUGAUCCUUUAACUUUCCCUGACCUGAGUGCUUCCCUUGAUAAGUGUCCUAUACUCACAUCUACUACUGAUCCUAUGUAUUUUUUUUAAAUCUUUUUUUAUUUAUCAAUUUAUAUACCAGGAAUAUCACUGACAAAGCUGUGACUCUUGGGCAAGAAAUUACAACAUACCAACUGAUACCAUGUACCUCAUAACGGGACAUCUAAAAUGUAUCUACUGUUAUUGCUGAUGUAUUUUAUAUCUGGCUCUCAUUGUAUUACCUGACUACUCAAUAAAAAUGUUAUUAAAAUGUGUGUGUAUGUAUGUGUGUAUAUAGGUGUAGACAGGGCCCUGGUGAAAGAAUUUUUUCUGGGGGGCCCAGCUAUCACGGUGUGUUUGUGUAGACAUACACAGAGACAUAUGCAGAUACACAGGUACAGACACACGUAAAAUACACACAUGCAGAUACACAGACACACACUCACUGACACACAUGCAGAUAUACAUACAGAUACUGACACACAUGCAGAUACACACAAUGACACAGUUACAAACACUGACAUACAGAUACACAGGGGCACACAUCAAAACACAGACACACAUACAGAACCAAAGAUACAGAUACAAAGACACACAGAUCUACAUGCAGCCACACUAGCGAUGGUUUCACCCUGUUUGUAUUGUAUUGUGGACCUUGUCAUGAGGAGUUGUCCAUCUUUUGGGAGAUUCCUUAAAUUAACAUGAAUGUGCCUGGUUGUAUUUAGAAAUCCCUUGAUUUAAUGUGUGAAUCAAGCUGCCCCCCAGUUCUGACUGAAGUGUUUCUGACUUCUAUUUGCAGACCCUCUUCGCUCUCUGUCACUAUGUCAUAGCUCGAGAAGAGGACAAUUUUCCUGAACCAAACAAAUUUCUCCCUAAUCGCUGGUUCCGUGAACAGCGGGUAAAGAAUAACGCUUUCAGUUCAAUCCCCUUUGGGUAUGGCGUCCGAGCCUGCGUGGGACGGCGGAUAGCAGAGCUGGAAAUGCACUUGGCGUUAUCUCGGGUAAGUGUGCGCUAUGAUACGAUCCAUUUGUGGAGUCAUAAUAUGUGCUGAACCGGAAUGUGUUGAUGAUUUUAGUUAUGAAAAUAUGCUCUUCAAAUACCGUCCAUUAUCUGUCAGUCACGGGAGAAGGGGGUGCUUGUGGUUUGUUUAAGGAUGGAGUAGUUUCCAUGUUAACUCCCAGAAAAAGUUUAAGGUUUUAGAAAAUACACCUGAGAUUGUAAAUUGAGCUUUCAAACUAGAAAGUACAGAAUCUUAGUGUCACGACAGCUAGUGUGGUCUAGCACGCAGAACUAUGUAACAUCUACAUAGACAAACCGGUCCUUAGAAUGGCCAGACUAAUACGUUAAAGACAAGGAAUGGUCAAGGGAUAGCCGAGGUCAAGGAAGCCAGAAAUAUACAAUAUCGUUAAACAAGCCAAGACAGGGAAAUCAGAAUAGUCAGAAAUAGCCAGAACAUGUCGGUUGGGCGGCGAGUCGGGGCCUGUGACACUUUGACAUCACUUGCGGUAUGUUAUAGAUCUGCACUAAAAAAAACUCCUGACCAAAAACCUAAGCAUUUAGCAGCACAGUAACUUAGUAAAUAGUCAUGAGCACUAAAUAGGGAUUGUUGAUCUGACUUCUGAUAAUAGAAUUGUACGAUCACUGAUGGAAUCUGCGCCUGUUACAGACCGUUUAGUUAACUAGUUAGCUGCACUCGAGUUGGAAUUAUUAUUAUUAUCAUUAUUAUUUGGUAUUUAUAGAGCGUCAACUUAUUCGGCAGCACUUUACAUUAUAAUAAUAGGGGGAAUUUGCUAAUAAAUGAGACUAUUACAAAACGUUACAGGAACAAUAGGAUGAAGAGGGCACUGCACAGACAAGCUUACAGUCUAGAGGAGGUGGGGUACCAAACACAAUAGAAAGUACUUCAAGGAAGACAUCAAACAAACAAUAAGAUGGGAAAGUAGCAGAGCUGGUGGUGAGAGUGGAGUGCGGCCCCAUUAGGAGAGAGCAAGAGGCAGAUUUGUAAUGUUGCUGUCAUUAGACUGAUGCUCCUGGUGUAGGACACUUUUCCAUUACACGUUACUCUGUUCUGUUGUAUGGAGGUAAUCAUAGUAUGAUUUUAUUUCUCGUUUUAAUAGUUUCUUCUUGCCUCCCCAGAUAAUGCAGAAGUAUGAGGUUAAGCCGGAUCCCAGUAGUGGAGAGAUUAAAGCUAUGGCAAGGAUUGUUCUGGCCCCUCACAAACCUAUAAACUUGAAAUUUCUGAAAAGGGACUCUUUGUCUUUGCAAUCUGCUUGACCAUCAUUUACAAUUCCAAUCGAGGUUUUAUCUCACAGAACUGGAAUCAAUGUCUGAGCAUGGAUUUCACAAUUCCCUUAAACAUCCAGCCCUUGAUAUUACUUUCAUUAUAAAUCUAGUUCAAUAUCUCAACUUCAUCAUCAAAAAGUUAAUUCACGUUUGCCGUUUGUAAUAUAUGAAUGCCAUGGUUUUUAUUAAAAUACAAUCAUUUUAUUGGUGGACUACUCAAACCAGUUAAAUUUAAAACGUAUAUCAUCUCCAGCACUGACCCCCAUAUUCCUGGUGCAAGACAGAACUGGCGGCCACAAUGGUCAACUCCUUUGUAAAUUUUAAUUUUAGUCAAAAUGUUUUAAGAUUUUUUUUUUUUCUUUAAAUUCUUUACUCUGGUCUUUCUAAACCAUGGUGUGUUUUUUUUUGUUUUUUUUUGUCUGUUCCCUUGAAUGCAUAUGAAAUAAGGUCAUUUCGGUAACAUUACAGUGUAAACGGGGAAACAUUAGACGAGGUCAUACUAACAAAGAUCUUCGGUUUAUUAAAUCAACUGCAAAGGGUUAAACUUGAGCUAAACAAUUUGUCUCUAUAAGAACCUUACAAAAAAAAAUGGAAAUAUCCUUAUCAUAAUAAUAUAUAUUUUAAUCUAUGAAGUUGAUAAUUACAUUGUAUUAAUACGUUUCUGACCAUUUUAAUAUAAUUCCUUGCUUUAUGUAUGGGGGAUGUGUAGUAAGAGAGGCAUUGUUUAUUUUUAUUAAGUCACGGUUCAGGGAACAGAAUGUAGAAUGAGAGAUUCCUGACUGGGUCACACAGCGGGGUAACUACCUAAUGAUACAGGAAUGCAAAUUGGGGCCAAUCAAAGAGGCAGCACAGCAGUUGAAUUUAUUUAAUGGGAGAGUAACAAUUCUGCAUUGUUUUUCUAUUUCACUGUUAUUGGGAUAAUUUUAGGUAUUUACUAUUGUCUCCUGCUUUGCUUAUCUCUGGUAACUCAACAAAGAAAGCUCUGAGCCUGUUCCAGGUCAAUGACAAUCAACACUGCCUAAUUUUAUGACCCCCUCCUCCCUGACUUUCUCUCUCUGUGUCACACCGCAGAUAUACUUUUACUGUAAUGCUACCCUCCCUGCCUCUCCAUGUCCAUUGUAUCUGUAAACACACCUUCCAACAGGUGAUUUGCUCCUGAUAAGAUGCUGAGCAGCGGAUAUUAGACUCGGCCCUCAAAAGUUCUUCUUCAUUCUCCCGGAUAUCUCUGCAGUCUCACAUUAAAGUCUAGAGCACCCCAUAUUUACUCAACCACUUCCAAAAUCCUUAUGUCUGUGUGUUUCUAACCAAAGUCUCUCCAUCCAUUUCCUAACUCCCACUCCUACUUCUCUUUUUCCAAAAUGUUCUCCACUCCACUCUGUUUUUUUUGUUUUGUUUUUACUGUUGCAACCCUGCUUUAUAAUAACCUUAUAUUAGACACAUAAAAGGGGAUGAGGAGAGAGAGAGACACACAAAGGGCUGGGGGGAAGAAAGAUACACAAAGGGUCUGGUUACCAGACACCCAGGUGAAGAUGCAUUUUUUAAAAAGGGGGGUGGCAAAAUGUAUCUUGCCCUAUGUUGCCAAAAAUCCUUGCACCGGCUCUGCCCACACCCCAUACUCUCGCCUGAAGGAUAUUUUCAGGAUUGAAGCCUCUUUAUGGAAUGCCUUGCUACAGGACAACUGACUCUCCCUGUCUCUGCAGUUCUUAGAAAAAUCCCUGAAACACUUCUUUAGAAAUGCCUAUCAGAUUUCUCCUUAAAGGACCACUAUAGUGCCCUGAGGGUGCCCCCACCCUCCGGGUCCCCCUCCAGCCCGGCUCUGGAAAGGAGAAAGGGGUUAAAACUUACCUUUUUCCAGCGCUGGGCGGGGAGCUCUCCUCCUCCGAUCCUCCUCUUCUCCUCCCAUGCGGCUGAAUGCGCACGCGCGGCAAGAGCUGCGCGCGCAUUCAGCCGGUCACAUAGGAAAGCAUUAUCAAUGCUUUCCUAUGGACGCUUGCGUGCUCUCACUGUGAUUUUCACAGUGAGAAUCACGCAAGCGCCUCUAGCGGCUGUCAAUGAGACAGCCGCUAGAGGAAUUGGGGGAAGGCUUAACCCAUUGAUAAACAUAGCAGUUUCUCUGAAACUGCUAUGUUUAUAACAGAAUGGGUUAACCCUAGCUGGACCAGGCACCCAGACCACUUCGUUAAGCUGAAGUGGUCUGGGUGCCUAGAGUGGUCCUUUAACUCCUCAUUCCCGACAACAACUCUACCUUCUCCCACCUACUGUGCUUCAUCCUCCCGAACAGCACUCCCUUUCUCGACUACAGUUAAAUCUGUUGAUGCCCUCACUUCCCUUAAUGUAUUUGGCCAUCAACACUUUAGUUUGUGAGCUUGUUUUUGCAAAGCCAUCUAACCUACUGUUCCCGUUUGUCAUACAUGUUUUGUUAGAGUUGACUGUUUGUCUUGCCUCGUAUUGUACAGAGCUCUGGAAUAUGUUGGAGCUAUAGAGCUAAGUGUAAUUGUAAUCAAAUCCAGAAAUAAACAAAGAGUCCGUAAUGAUUUGGGAACAGGUCACAUUGUACAAUAAUUUUGAUUACAACUAUAUACACACCGACACACAUGCACAUACAGGCACACAAAUACCCACACUGACACAGUUACAGACACAAAGCUACAGAACAUGACACGCAUGCAAAUACAUAGAUACACGUAUGGACAACAUACAGAUAUAGACACAUAUACUGACAGAUAUACUAACACAUACCUGGAUACAUAUACUGAAAGACAGACACACAUACUGACAACAUACAGAUACAUAAAUACACACAUUAACAACAUACAGAUACAGACACAUAUUCUGACACAUAGUCACACACUGACAGACAUACUGACACAUACAAUUACACACUAACACACACAUACUGACACAAACACAUAUGCAAAAUGUACACUUGUUACGUCACCCAGUGGCGUCGCUAGAGGGGGGCCAGAGGGGGCCAUGGCCCCCCCACAUCAUGCUGUGCCCCCUCUUGGGCCCCCCCAAAUGCCGGCAACUUGCUGGCCAUGGGCUUCAAUUAUAUUCCCUCGGACUGUAACAGCCUGUGACAGCCCGGGGAGGAAAUGCAGGACUGAGCUGCUGGGGGCUGUCUGUGGCUGGAGUGAGCACUGACAGGCUCCUCGGCACAGGGCCCGCCCCCAAAUGAAGCCCCGCCUCCUGCACAUAAGCCCCACCCCUGCCAUAAAGCAGCCGACCAUGCUGCUGCAGAAGAUGGCUGCCUGACCCCCAGCAACAGCCUCCACUGACAGGUAGGCUGGGGGGGGGAGG
This is a messenger RNA of Pelobates cultripes (western spadefoot toad), 25225 nucleotides long. The record is from the annotation of a GenBank genome assembly. NCBI's taxonomy places the organism in Eukaryota, Metazoa, Chordata, Amphibia, Anura, Pelobatidae.